Molecule: messenger RNA, 1437 nt
Organism: Talaromyces atroroseus
Lineage: Eukaryota; Fungi; Ascomycota; Eurotiomycetes; Eurotiales; Trichocomaceae
Exons: 3
Coding region: 1-1437 (478 amino acids)
Biological process (GO): transmembrane transport
Molecular function (GO): transmembrane transporter activity
Source: RefSeq, a predicted model, not a curated record
AUGGCACAGAAUCAACCACCACAUCCGUCGACUGAAAAACCGUCAGAUCCUGAAGACCAGUCCAGCACUUCAGCCGAGACCACCCAGCCUCCCGUUUCACCAACUGAUCCCAGAACAUGGCCGAGACGUCAAAAAUGGAACAUCACGCUUGUCGUCUCCAGCUUUGCACUCAUCUCGCCCAUCUCUUCAUCCAUGGUCGCGCCAGCGAUGAGCAAACUAGCCAGCGACUUGCGCAUCACAAACACCGUCGAAAUACAACUAACCCUGACCAUAUUCAUGCUCGCCUUCGCGUUUGGGCCGCUGGUUACCGCUCCUAUCUCUGAAACCGUUGGACGGGCGCGCGUCUUGCUGGUCUGUAAUAUGUUCUACAUAGUGUGGAAUCUGGCAUGUGGUUUUGUGACAAACAAGGCCGAAAUGUAUUGCUUUCGUUUGUUGGCAGGCCUAGGUGGAAGUGCUCCAAUGGUGGUUGGAGGUGGUGUUCUAGGUGACCUAUGGGCUCCAGAAGAACGCGGAAGAGCUGUCGGUAUGUACAGUCUAGGCCCGUUGCUGGGACCUGUCGUCGGACCGAUUGUAGGCGGUUUUAUUGCUGAGCGGACGACAUGGCGAUGGGUGUUUUAUGCGACAAGUAUCGUCGCAGGCAUUAGCGAGGUGCUUGGCUUUAUUUUCCUGCGCGAGACUUUCGCACCUGUUCUAAUGAAGCGACAUGGUGUCAAGACCGACACUCCUCAGCAGGCAGAACCCUUUGUCAGGAGACUGCAAACGGCUUGCAAGCGGCCCUUUUUCUUCCUAGUCACACAGCCCAUCGUCCUCGUUGUCGCCGUGUACAUGGCGUUUAUCUUCGGGACCAUGUACCUUCUCAUAUCUACAUAUCCGGAUGUUUGGACAGGAGUAUACGGCGAAAGUAUCGGUAUUGCUGGCCUAAAUUAUAUCUCCCUCGGCAUCGGCUUUUCCGUCGGCGCACAGAUCAUUGCUCUGGUCAACGACACCAUAUACCGUCGCUUGAAAGCUCGUAAUAACAACAAGGGCGAGCCAGAGUUCCGUGUUCCAGCCAUGUUUGUCGGCUCAGCCUGUAAUGCUGUUGGCUUGUUCUGGUAUGGAUGGAGUGUGCAGGCUCAUACGCACUGGAUUGUACCCAAUAUUGGAAUUUUCUUCUUCGCCUUCGGAACAAUCACAUGCAUGCAAUGUAUGCAAGUGUACGUUAUCGACAGCUAUACCGUCAAUGCAGCCAGCUGUCUAGCUGCCGUGGGAUUCGUGCGGAGUCUGGCAGCCUUUGGGAUUCCGCUAUUUGCUCCUGCAAUGUACAACGCCUUGCAUUAUGGAUGGGGAAACAGUGUGUUGGGGUUUGCGAGCGUCGUUCUAGGACUUCCAUCCCCGUUUUUGUUCUGGAUAUAUGGCAAGAAGUUGCGCGAGAUUUCGAAGUUUGCCGCGAGUAAUUAG